AUGGGUUGGUCUGAAUCGGAGCGAGGAUGCAAGAGGCACCCAACGACGAAGCUGACGCCAGGGGUUUGUUCGGAUUGUCUAAGAGAGAGACUCUCUCAACUCUCAGAUUCCUUCAAUAGAAGAACGACGUCGUUUGGUCCCGCCUCGGCCGCUGGAUAUUCUUUCUUCUCUUCUUCUUCUACUGCUUUUUCGUCUCACUAUUCAUCCCGCGGCGCGUCACCGGCGCGUGGGGGAAAACACCACCGGAAUGCGUCGGAGAUGAUGGGGUCGAUUGCUUUAUUUUUCAGCGUCGGCGGCGGCGGUGGUGGACUGAAGAAGAGUAGGUCGAUUGCGUUUAUUCCGAAGAGGAGCAGUGCAGGUGGUUUGGAUGAUCAUCAUGGUUUUCAUGCUGAGGGUAAAAAUGGAAAAAAGAAAAGUGGGUUUUGGUCUAAAUUGCUUGGAAAUACGGGGAAGAAGAACAAGGAGGCUAGGAAUUUUAGAGAAAGUUUUAGAUUUUAA
Messenger RNA from Cannabis sativa, 498 nucleotides. RefSeq lists its product as uncharacterized. Lineage: Eukaryota; Viridiplantae; Streptophyta; Magnoliopsida; Rosales; Cannabaceae. Bases 1 to 498 code for a protein of 165 amino acids. The record is from RefSeq and is a predicted model, not a curated record. The transcript has a single exon.